AUGGGCGAUAGAUUCAUCCCCAUACGCAACGUCAGCAAUGAGUUUGAUAUUAGUUUUGAAUCGAUUCGGAAGACAAUAAGUGAAGGAACAUCUUUACGACGUAAGAGUUCCGGAAGUGUUCAACGGCAAUUUAUGGAGCUUCUAAGUAUCGAACUAUUUGGAAAUAAACAGGUAGCCUCAAGAACCUUUCGCUACGGAGACCUCAAAGAGAAGUCAGAAAAAAGUUACUUUGACAUUCCCACAAGGAAUUCGUACUCAUUAUCUCCCAUCUCACCUCAAUCACAAGACCUCUUGCUUCGUCCUCCAAAACCUAAAAGAGUAUUUCCUAAAGCUCCAUACAAAGUUUUGGAUGCCCCUUACUUGGAAGAUGACUUUUAUCUUAACUUGCUUAGUUGGGGAAGAUCAAACAUAUUAGCAGUGGGUCUGGCGAGCAGUGUAUAUUUGUGGUCAGCCAACAGUGGUAAAGUGGUGAAACUCCAUGACUUUGGGGAAGCAAACAAUGUGACUAGUGUUUUGUGGACUGGAAUAGGAACUAAUAUCGCCGUUGGAACAGAUUCAGGAUUUAUUCACAUCUGGGACACGGAAUGUACCAAACCCAUAAGGAGUUUACGCGGCCACUCCAAAAGAGUAGCAGCAUUAGCGUCCAAUGGUAAUACUUUAACAAGUGGUGGAAAAGAUGAAAUGCUAGCACAUCAUGACCUGCGUCAAUCUGAAUGUUAUCUGAAAGUUAAAGGACAUGACCAAGAAAUUUGUGGUCUUCAAUGGGAAAGCAACCUAGGUCAAUUGGCAUCUGGCGGAAAUGACAACAAACUCGUUGUAUGGGACUAUCGAACCACAAGACCACUGCAUACAUUCUUGGAGCAUAGUGCCGCUGUCAAAGCAAUUGGGUGGAGCCCUCACCAACGAGGAAUUUUGGCAAGUGGAGGAGGAACAGUCGACAGAUCCUUAAUGAUACAUAAUACAUUAACAGGAAAGCUGCAAAAUCGGCUGGAUACAGGAUCCCAAGUAUGCAAUUUGGCAUGGUCUAAGACGUCGAAUGAAAUUGUUACUACUCAUGGCUAUGCCAAAAAUCAGGUUUCACUAUGGAAGUAUCCAACACUUUCAAACGUUGUUAAUCUUACUGGACACACAAACCGUGUGCUUCAUUUGUCUAUGAGCCCUGAUGGCCAGUCUAUCGUUACAGGAGCAGGUGAUGAAACAUUGAGAUUUUGGAAGCUUUUCAACAAAAAACCAAAACAAGAAAGUUCAUUAAUUCGUUAA
This is a messenger RNA of Schizosaccharomyces cryophilus OY26, 1260 nucleotides long. RefSeq names its product fizzy-like protein Mfr1. Gene Ontology annotation, molecular function: protein binding; anaphase-promoting complex binding; ubiquitin ligase activator activity. Bases 1 to 1260 code for a protein of 419 amino acids. NCBI's taxonomy places the organism in Eukaryota, Fungi, Ascomycota, Schizosaccharomycetes, Schizosaccharomycetales, Schizosaccharomycetaceae. Gene Ontology annotation, cellular component: anaphase-promoting complex. The record is from RefSeq and is a predicted model, not a curated record. The transcript has 2 exons. Gene Ontology annotation, biological process: positive regulation of anaphase-promoting complex-dependent catabolic process; positive regulation of ubiquitin protein ligase activity; anaphase-promoting complex-dependent catabolic process.